Messenger RNA from Gadus morhua (Atlantic cod), 3236 nucleotides. RefSeq names its product SRSF protein kinase 1a (gene srpk1a). Gene Ontology annotation, biological process: intracellular signal transduction; peptidyl-serine phosphorylation; regulation of mRNA processing. The transcript is spliced from 16 exons. Gene Ontology annotation, cellular component: nucleus; cytoplasm. Bases 92 to 2095 code for a protein of 667 amino acids. NCBI's taxonomy places the organism in Eukaryota, Metazoa, Chordata, Actinopteri, Gadiformes, Gadidae. Gene Ontology annotation, molecular function: ATP binding; protein serine/threonine kinase activity. The record is from RefSeq and is a predicted model, not a curated record.
CAUACGUACGCUCCUUAGGGUGGAAACCACUGCGCAUGCGUGGAUCAUUCGAUGACUGCUAGUCUGGCUAACAGCUAGCUGCGAAGCCGACAUGGAGAGAAAAGUUUUGGCACUCCAAGCGAGGAAGAAGAGAGCAAAGGCAAAGAAAUCCAGCAAAAAACAGCCGGCUCACCCCAGAGCUCUGCCCCAGCCGCAGCCAGAAGCCUCUCCACAGGAGCCCGAGGAGGAGAUCCUGGGCUCUGACGAUGAGGAGCAGGAGGAUCCAAACGACUACUGCAAGGGUGGCUAUCACCAUGUGAAGAUAGGAGACCUUUUCAACGGGAAGUAUCAUGUCAUCAGAAAGCUGGGAUGGGGACACUUCUCCACAGUGUGGCUGGCGUGGGACAUCCAGGUGAAGCAUUUCGUGGCAAUGAAAGUAGUGAAAAGCGCAGAGCACUAUACCGAAACGGCCGUGGACGAGAUCAAACUCCUCAGAUCUGUACGAAACUCUGACCCCGAUGACCCCAACAGGGAGAUGGUGGUCCAGCUGCUAGACGACUUCAAGAUCUCCGGCGUUAACGGAACUCAUGUGUGCAUGGUGUUCGAGGUCCUGGGACAUCACCUGUUGAAGUGGAUCAUUAAGUCAAACUACCAGGGUCUGCCGCUGCCCUGUGUCAAGAGCAUCAUACGACAGGUUCUGCAGGGCCUGGACUACCUGCACACCAAGUGUCAGAUCAUCCACACGGACAUCAAGCCGGAGAACAUCCUGAUGAGCGUGGACGAGCCCUAUAUCAGGAGGCUGGCUGCCGAGGCCACGGAGUGGCAGCGGGCUGGAGCCCCGCCCCCCUCCGGCUCCGCAAUAAGCACUGCGCCGGUGCCGAAGCAAACGCUCAAGAUGUCCAAGAACAAGAAGAAGAAGCUAAAGAAGAAGCAGAAGCGGCAGGCGGCGCUGCUGGAGAAGUGCAUCAUGGACCUGGAGGAGAUGGAGGAGAUGGAGAAGGUGGAGGAGGAGGAGGACGAUGACGACGACGAAGACCCCCAGUCUCCCAAGGCGAGGGCCUGCGCCCCCCUCCGACAGCUGUCUCUACGGGACAUAGGGGAGGAGGAAACGGCCGAGUGCAGCGUGACUGCAGAUGUAACCAGGCUGGGGCUGGACGGGCCAGAGAAGAACUGCAACGGCCUCACCUGCUGCACCGAGGUGGGGGUGGUGGAGCAGCAGCAGCAGCAGCAGGAGGAGGAGGAGGAGGGCAGGGAGGAGUCGAGGCUGCCCGGGGGCAGGGAGGAAGACCAGCACAACGGCAACACGGAGCAACUCGCCGCCCGGGACGGAGGCAAGAGGCAGCGGCCCACCUGCAACGGGGCGCCGGCCGGCCAACAAGGGGACGGAAAAGCUGAGGACACCCAGAGCAGCAGGGGUGCGAGGAGGGCGACCCCCGGUGGAAGACCGGAGGAGGGCGAGCUGGAGCAGAGUAGGACUCUAGAGGAGGAGGAGGAGGGGGAGGAGGAGGCCGAGGGGAGGGCUGGCUGUCGGAACGGAGCCCAGGAGAGCGUGAGAAACGGCAAGCUUUCAGCAGGUGCACUGCUAGUCAACCCUUUGGAGCCAGUGAAUGCAGACAAGAUCAAGGUGAAGAUCGCAGACCUGGGCAACGCCUGCUGGGUGCACAAGCACUUUACAGAAGACAUCCAGACCCGGCAGUACCGCUCCCUGGAGGUGCUCAUUGGCGCUGGCUACAGCACACCGGCAGACAUCUGGAGCACGGCCUGCAUGGCCUUCGAGCUGGCCACCGGGGACUACUUAUUCGAACCACAUUCUGGGGAAGAUUAUUCCAGGGACGAAGACCACCUUGCUCUCGUAAUCGAGUUGCUGGGUCAAAUCCCACGCCACCUUGCCCUGAGUGGGAAAUUCUCACAGGAAUACUUCACCAAGAGAGGUGACCUGAAGCACAUCACCAAGCUGAAGCCAUGGGGGCUGCUGGAGGUGCUGGUGGACAAGUACGAGUGGCCCCGCGAGGAGGCCGACUGCUUCGCCGACUUCCUGCUCCCCAUGCUGGACCUGGUCCCCGAGAAGAGGGCCACGGCGGCCGAAUGCCUACGCCACCCCUGGAUCGCCAUCUAGUGGCGCCCUCCUGCCAUUGCACCUCCCCUCUCCCUUCUCCUCCUCUCAUUCUCCAGAGACUGCAACAGAUCACUUUCCAGUUUGGGCAUAUCUGAUAAAUAUUUAUUAUUUCUUUGUUUGUUUUUUUUGUUUGGUUAUCUUGUUCUUAUCAUUGGGGUGUUGAUCGUAUGUAUGUUUUACUUUUCCGUGUGUCCGUUCAUCUCUCCCUUUGUAUUGAUGGUGUAGGGAUCCCAGUGACUUUGUUAUUUCAUGCUUGUGAGUGGUUCAUGCUUCGUAACCACCCCCCCUCUCUCCACCUCCACUGUAUAUCAUUUAGACGUUUCCCUGUAAUUUUAGUCGCUCAUCCUUGGUUGGUUUUCAUUCUGCACUAAAAAAACAAACAAACUUAAAACCUCAAGGAUAUGUAGAUGGUUCGGUUUAACCUGUCCCUCUCCUCCAUGGAAAAUAAGAAAAGAAAAAAAAAGACUCAAUGUGUUUCUCUUACAGUUUCAUUAAUGUCGUGUUCUCUCCUUUUAUUACUUGUUUUAUCUUGUAUUCAAUGACACAUUUUUUUGUAUUUGUUAGAUUAGUGUAUGGACAUUGGACAACAGGCUGACCAUUUUCACAUGAUACGCCGUAACGAUAUGCAGAGAUUAUUUUCCAAUCAUAAUCAUUUGUUUUUAGUUGAAACAUUAACAUCUGUUGCCGUAGGUCCUUUUUAGGCUUAGCUAAAUCUAUCACCUGACAUAGUGUGGUUGGUUGUAAUGAAAUACUUAAUUCUCAUGGGAGGCUGGCAUUCUCAUACAUUUAUAACAUUUCAGCAAUAUGAUGUUUGGGAAGGUUUCAAUAAGAUGGCAUGUUAAGAAGCCCAUUAUAAGGUAAAAGGAAAAAAAACAAGUAAAAAAAAUAAACUGUCUGUAUAUACCUGUACCAAAGAGUUUGCCUUGUUAUGUAUAUUACAGCUGUGUACAGUUUUUAACAGAUCGCACUAUGUCUUAGCUAAAGUACCUUUAGCUAGGUAGUAUUGUUUUAAUAAAGCAUUUGGAAGAACUGUCCAAGCUCAUUUGUAUGUAAGGCCAACUGUUCCAUAAUGUCUUCUCCCCAUAGAAAUGGUCAAACUUGAAAUAACAUUGUUCUCAAUUAAACAAUUCUACAAAGACUC